AUGAAUCCGCCACCUUCGUCGCCUCGACUGCCUCGCAAACCACCUUGGGAUCAGCAUUUGUUACAACAGCGUUCCACUCAGAAGCCGACGUCGAUACCGAUGAGUUACCUUCGAUUUGUGCCAUCGAACUCGCAAAAGAGAAGGAGAAAAGAAAUAAAACGCCAACGGAGACGGCAGCAAAGAGAUUUUAAAACCGAAAGAAGGGAGAGAAGAUUGCCUUCAAAGCAAUUGACGAAAUUAGCACCACGUAAAAGGAAUAAGCAACUCGAGAAAUCCGAGUGGUUUCCUUAA
Molecule: messenger RNA, 291 nt
Organism: Microthlaspi erraticum
Lineage: Eukaryota; Viridiplantae; Streptophyta; Magnoliopsida; Brassicales; Brassicaceae
Source: the annotation of a GenBank genome assembly